Molecule: messenger RNA, 3383 nt
Organism: Ahaetulla prasina
Lineage: Eukaryota; Metazoa; Chordata; Lepidosauria; Squamata; Colubridae
Gene: PRPF6
Product: pre-mRNA processing factor 6
Exons: 21
Coding region: 90-2915 (941 amino acids)
Biological process (GO): spliceosomal tri-snRNP complex assembly; mRNA splicing, via spliceosome
Cellular component (GO): catalytic step 2 spliceosome; U4/U6 x U5 tri-snRNP complex
Molecular function (GO): protein binding
Source: RefSeq, a predicted model, not a curated record
CCCCCGCCGGGUCGAGCUCCUCGGGGGCUUCGGGGGGCGGGGGCGGCGGCGGGGGGGCCUGGGGGCUGACGGCGGCCUUGACCGGCACCAUGAACCGCAAGAAGAAGCCCUUCCUGGGCAUGCCGGCCCCGCUGGGCUACGUGCCGGGGCUGGGCCGAGGAGCCACCGGUUUUACCACCCGUUCAGAUAUUGGUCCCGCCCGGGAUGCUAACGACCCUGUGGAUGACCGCCAUGCUCCCCCGGGGAAGAGAACCGUUGGGGAUCAGAUGAAGAAAAAUCAGACGGCGGAUGACGAUGACGAAGAUCUGAACGAUACAAAUUACGACGAGUUCAAUGGAUACGCUGGAAGCCUGUUCUCCAGUGGACCUUAUGAAAAAGACGAUGAAGAAGCAGAUGCCAUUUAUGCUGCUUUGGAUAAAAGGAUGGAUGAAAGAAGAAAAGAGAGAAGAGAACAGCGUGAGAAAGAGGAGAUUGAAAAGUACCGAAUGGAACGACCAAAAAUUCAGCAGCAGUUCUCGGAUCUGAAAAGAAAACUGGCUGAAGUUACCGAAGAAGAAUGGCUAAGUAUCCCCGAAGUUGGCGAUGCCAGGAACAAGCGCCAGAGGAAUCCACGUUACGAAAAACUGACGCCUGUUCCGGACAGUUUCUUUGCGAAGCACUUGCAAUCGGGAGAAAAUCACACAUCGGUGGAUCCUCGGCAGACGCAAUUUGGUGGUCUGAAUACCCCUUAUCCAGGGGGCUUAAACACACCUUAUCCAGGUGGAAUGACCCCGGGAUUGAUGACCCCUGGCACAGGGGAGCUGGACAUGAGGAAGAUUGGACAAGCUAGAAACACCUUAAUGGAUAUGCGUCUCAGCCAGGUAUCAGACUCGGUGAGCGGCCAGACAGUGGUGGAUCCCAAAGGAUACCUCACGGAUUUAAAUUCCAUGAUUCCCACACAUGGUGGAGACAUCAACGACAUCAAGAAAGCACGCUUGCUUCUGAAAUCGGUGCGAGAGACGAACCCUCACCACCCACCGGCCUGGAUCGCUUCGGCCCGCUUGGAAGAGGUGACGGGGAAGCUGCAGGUGGCUCGGAAUCUCAUCAUGAAAGGAACCGAAAUGUGUCCCAAGAGCGAAGACGUAUGGUUGGAGGCUGCGCGUUUGCAGCCUGGAGAUACUGCCAAGGCUGUGGUGGCUCAGGCCGUCCGUCACCUCCCCCAAUCGGUCCGGAUUUAUAUCAGAGCCGCCGAGUUGGAGACUGAUAUUCGAGCCAAGAAGAGAGUCCUUCGGAAAGCACUGGAGCACGUCCCGAAUUCAGUCCGCUUAUGGAAAGCGGCUGUUGAAUUAGAAGAACCGGAGGAUGCCAGGAUAAUGCUGAGCCGGGCCGUGGAAUGCUGCCCCACCAGUGUGGAGCUGUGGCUUGCCCUGGCGAGGCUCGAAACCUACGAAAACGCCCGUAAGGUCUUAAACAAAGCCCGUGAGAACAUUCCAACCGACCGGCACAUCUGGAUCACAGCUGCCAAGCUCGAGGAAGCCAACGGGAACACUCAGAUGGUGGAGAAGAUCAUUGACCGAGCCAUCACCUCGUUGAGGGCUAAUGGAGUGGAAAUCAACCGGGAACAGUGGAUCCAGGAUGCUGAAGAAUGCGAUAAAGCCAGAAGCGUGGCCACAUGCCAAGCUAUCAUGAGAGCAGUGAUCGGGAUUGGGAUCGAAGAGGAAGAUCGCAAGCACACCUGGAUGGAAGAUGCUGAUAGUUGUGUGGCGCACAAUGCCUUGGAGUGUGCCAGGGCAAUUUAUGCUUACGCCCUACAAGUGUUCCCCAGCAAGAAGAGCGUCUGGUUACGAGCGGCUUAUUUUGAGAAGAAUCACGGAACGAGGGAAUCUUUGGAAGCUCUUCUGCAGAGGGCUGUGGCUCACUGUCCCAAGGCUGAAGUCUUGUGGCUCAUGGGGGCAAAAUCCAAAUGGUUGGCUGGAGACGUCCCUGCGGCCAGGAGCAUUCUGGCGUUGGCUUUCCAGGCCAAUCCCAACAGCGAAGAGAUUUGGCUGGCUGCCGUGAAGUUGGAAUCCGAAAACAACGAAUACGAACGAGCAAGGCGUCUAUUGGCCAAGGCCCGUAGCAGCGCUCCUACGGCUAGAGUCUUCAUGAAGUCCGUCAAACUGGAGUGGGUGCUUGGGAACAUCGCUGCGGCCCAGGAACUCUGCGAGGAAGCCCUGAAGCAUUAUGAAGACUUCCCCAAGCUCUGGAUGAUGAAAGGACAGAUAGAAGAGCAGGAGGAACUGAUCGAAAAAGCCCGGGAUGCUUAUAAUCAAGGACUGAAAAAAUGCCCUGGUUCAAUCCCCCUUUGGCUGCUGCUAUCCAGGCUGGAGGAGAAGGUUGGUCAGCUCACCCGAGCCAGGGCCAUCCUGGAGAAAUCUCGCCUGAAGAAUCCCAAGAACCAAGAUUUGUGGCUGGAAUCGGUGCGCUUGGAGUACAGAGCUGGGCUGAAGAACAUCGCAAACACUUUGAUGGCCAAAGCGCUGCAGGAGUGUCCCAAUUCAGGAAUCCUGUGGUCGGAAGCCAUCUUUUUAGAAGCCAGACCUCAACGGAAGACCAAGAGCGUGGAUGCUCUGAAGAAGUGUGAACACGAUCCCCACGUUCUCCUGGCAGUGGCCAAGUUGUUCUGGAGCGAACGCAAAAUAACCAAAGCUCGAGAAUGGUUCCAUCGGACCGUGAAGAUCGAUUCUGACCUGGGAGAUGCUUGGGCGUUUUUUUAUAAAUUUGAGCUUCAGCAUGGCACCGAGGAGCAGCAGGAAGAGGUGCGGAAGCGUUGCGAGAACGCCGAGCCGCGGCACGGCGAGCUGUGGUGUGAGGUCUCCAAGGACAUCAGCAACUGGCAGAGUAAGAUCGGCGAGAUCCUGCUCCUGGUGGCAUCCAAGAUCAAGAACACGUUCUAGAAGAGGCGAGCUGCGGAAGGUCUUCAGGGCCCGAAGGCUGACCCCUCCUGCUCGGAAGAGGAAGAGCGCCGGACAGCCUGUUUGCUACGGGCCAUGUCACCCUACCAGCUGACGGAUCACAAGGACAAGGAACAAACGGCGUACAAGAUGUUUUGUAUAUAUAGCAGCUUAGCCAUUCUGAAGAGCAAACGCCAGGAACUUAACUGUCCUAGCUGAGAGGCAGACAGAUGUUACCUCUGUUGCCUGAAGCCUCCUGAUGUUUGUCUUGUUUCCUUCAAAUUCCUUCGAAAAGCUUCUGGCCGCUGGGCCUUCCUGUAGACCCAUUGUUUUCUAAUAUUCAGCUUGCCUAUCUAAAUUCAUCAUCCCCUCCUCCUCCUCCUCCCCCUCCUCCCUCUCCCCUUCCCCCUCCUCCUCCUUCCCCUCCUCUUCCUUCCUCCCCUCCCCUUCCCCCUCCUCCCCCUUCCCCCU